CAGAGUACGGGAAUGCCUGGAACAUCCGACAGGAUGCUGGGCAUCUGGACACUUGCGCUUUGCCUGCUGGGAGCAGUUAAUGGGAAGGAGAUUUGCUAUGAUUCCCUCGGCUGCUUCUCUGACUCGGAGCCCUGGGGCGGCACAGCCAUCAGGCCCCUGAAAGUUCUUCCUUGGAGCCCUGAGAAGAUUGGAACACGCUUCCUGCUCUACACCAAUGAGAACCAAAACAACUUCCAGAUUCUCCAGCCUUCUGAUGCAUCAACGAUUGACGCAUCCAAUUUCCAGACAGACAGGAAGACCCGCUUCAUCAUCCAUGGCUUCAUUGACAAGGGGGAUGAGAGCUGGCUCUCCAACAUGUGCAAGAACAUGUUCCAGGUUGAGCAGGUGAACUGCAUCUGUGUGGACUGGAAGAAAGGAUCCCAGACCACCUACACACAGGCCGCCAACAACAUUCGUGUGGUGGGUGCUCAGGUGGCCCAGAUGAUCAGCAUGCUCUCGACAGACUACAACUAUUCACCUUCCCAAGUCCACAUCAUUGGCCACAGCCUGGGCGCCCAUGCAGCUGGUGAAGCAGGGAGCAGGAUUCCUGGGCUAGGAAGAAUCACUGGGUUGGAUCCCGUAGAAGCAAGCUUCGAGGGUACCGCUGAAGAGGUUCGACUGGACCCCUCCGAUGCUGAGUUGGUUGAUGUGAUCCACACAGAUGCAGCUCCCCUGAUCCCAUUCUUGGGGUUCGGAUCUAACCAACUGAUGGGUCACCUUGAUUUCUUCCCCAAUGGAGGGCAGGAGAUGCCAGGGUGCAAGAAGAAUGCCCUGUCACAGAUCGUGGACCUCGAUGGCAUCUGGUCAGGAACUCGCGACUUUGUGGCUUGCAAUCACCUACGAAGCUACAAGUAUUAUUCAGAGAGCAUCCUCUACCCUGACGGGUUUGCCGCAUUCGCUUGCAAUUCCUACAAGGACUUCCAGGCUGACAAGUGCUUCCCCUGUCCAGAUGAAGGCUGCCCUCAGAUGGGCCACUAUGCUGAUAAAUUCGCCGACAGGACCCGUGAACAGCCCCAGAAAUUUUUCCUGAACACUGGAGAGUCCAGCAGGUUUGCGCGCUGGAGGUACAGGGUCUCCGUGACGCUGAGCGGAAGAAGAGCCACUGGCCAGGUCAAAGUGGCUCUGUUCGGAAGCAAAGGCAACAGCCACCAGUUCGACAUCUUCAGGGGGAUCCUCAAGCCAGGCUUCACACAUACCAAAGAGUUCGACGUGGCGGUGGAUAUCGGAACCAUUGAGAAAGUCAAGUUUCUCUGGAAUAACAACGUGGUGAACCCAUCCUUCCCCAAAGUGGGUGCAGCCAAGAUCACCGUGGAGAAAGGGGAAGAGAAGACAGUGUACCACUUCUGUAGCGAAGGAUCUGUGAGGGAAGACGUCCUGCUCACCCUCACGCCCUGUCAGAACACCUUGUAGAAGUCAGGUGAA
Messenger RNA from Sorex fumeus (smoky shrew), 1461 nucleotides. It is a transcript of the gene PNLIPRP1, whose product is annotated as pancreatic lipase related protein 1. Gene Ontology annotation, biological process: lipid metabolic process. The coding region runs from base 13 to 1449 and encodes 478 amino acids. The transcript has 13 exons. NCBI's taxonomy places the organism in Eukaryota, Metazoa, Chordata, Mammalia, Eulipotyphla, Soricidae. The record is from RefSeq and is a predicted model, not a curated record. Gene Ontology annotation, molecular function: triacylglycerol lipase activity; protein binding.